Paraglomus occultum is the source of this 122-nucleotide messenger RNA. The record is from the annotation of a GenBank genome assembly. NCBI's taxonomy places the organism in Eukaryota, Fungi, Glomeromycota, Glomeromycetes, Paraglomerales, Paraglomeraceae.
GUUUACAACAACGACCCCAAGCACACUGCCAGGUUAAAAAAACUCGAUUGGCCUUCUUAUUCACCCGACUUAAAUCUUAUAGAAAAGUUAUGGGCAAUAAUGAAGAAAAGGGUAGAAAGAGG